CAAGAAUGCGUGCAGGUGUUCUAGUUGUCGGUUGGUAUCACGGUUAGGGUGGGUAAGGGUGGUCUCCUGGCGUCUUGGGUUGUGGUUGGCUGGCGCGUUGUCUGGAACAUGGUGGUUUUGGUCUUGGUCUUGGUCUUGGGGGUUGGCGUUUGCGUUUGCGUUAGCGAUUCCUGCUAUGAAGUAACGUGUGUUGUACCACCCCCCCUGUGUAAGGUUCAGUGUAAUUGCUGGGCGUACAGCCUCGCCUCUCUUCAGCGUGCCCCGCACGCAUCAUCCUUGGUAAUGAACCCCAACCCAGCAACGGGAUCUCUGGUUUCUAUUAGUAAAAGUAAACAAGCGAAAUAUGCAUCAUGAUCCCGAUCAUGCAUCAUCGCCAAGCAAGAACACAGCAAACCCAAGAAAAAUACUAGCUUCUAGAAUCAUUCCCUGAAGCCACCGCAUGUC
Molecule: messenger RNA, 444 nt
Organism: Aspergillus fijiensis CBS 313.89
Lineage: Eukaryota; Fungi; Ascomycota; Eurotiomycetes; Eurotiales; Aspergillaceae
Exons: 1
Coding region: 109-354 (81 amino acids)
Source: RefSeq, a predicted model, not a curated record